UCCUCCAACCUCAUCUCUACCUGAGCUUUUGACUUCUCAAGAACUGAAUCCUGCCUUCAUCAUGUCUCACUCUGUGCAACAGCCAUGGAAAAACUUCAGUGGACGCCUCAAAAGCCCCUUGCCUUGCUCCAAUGCUGAGCACCAGGAACUGCUGGAGUUUGAGUCUUUUGGGACGAUGGGGCCAAUGCCUCGUGGCGCGUUCACAGAUGCCAACCUGAGCUGUGUUAGCAUGGACUUGAUGCAAAAUGAGAACUUGAGGGACCAUAACACUAACUUGUACGCUGGAAUGAAAGACACACUCAUCAUCCGAAGGGGUCAGGAGUUCAAGAUAACCCUUCAUUUCAACCAGCCUAUAACUCCCAACGACAAGUUCCAGAUGGAGUUUUACAUUGGUACCAAUUGUUGCGUUACCAAUGGCACAAAGAACAUUGUCAGCUUUGACAGCACCUCGUCUCGAAGUGGGAAGUGGACGGGUCAAAUAAUCCAAAAAGAAGGAGACAUAUGCGUGGUGGGCAUCACUCCUUCUCCGAGCACUAUCGUUGGAAAGCACAAGAUGAAUCUGGCCAUCAUUGGUAACCGCGGAGUAAACAGGUCACCGAGUAUAUAUUUAUAUAUCCUGUUCAACGCCUGGGUGCCUGAAGAUGAGGUGUUUAUGACUGAUGAAGCAGACAGACAGGAGUAUGUGAUGAAUGAAAAGGGCUGCAUGUACCAGGACGAUUCAGGCUCUGGAAAACUAUGGCUUUUUGGGCAGUUUGAGCAAGGAGUCCUAGAUGCCUGUAUCCGGAUCUUGGACGACUCACAAAUGCCUAUAAAAAGCAGAGGCAAUGUUUUCCAUGUUAGCCGGAAUGGCUCUUCAAUGAUUAACUUUCAGAGGAAUCGUGGGGUCCUGGUUGGCAACUGGAGCAAAGACUUUUCAAAUGGCAAAGCACCAACCUUAUGGAUCGGCAGUGUCCAAAUCUUGCUUGAGUAUGUUAGCAAGGGACCUGUCAAGUAUGCCCAGUGCUGGGUCUUUGCUGGAGUGUUCAACACCUUCCUGCGGUGCCUGGGCAUCCCUGCCAGGGUGAUCACCAACUUCAACUCUGCUCAUGACAGUAAUGGGAAUAUAGUAACAGAUCUUAUCUUCACUCUCAAUGGCACUCGACUUGAGCUGAAUGAAAGCCUUUCCAAGGAUUCUGUCUGGAACUACCACUGCUGGAACGAGGCAUAUAUGUCCAGGCCUGAUCUCCCUGCUGCCCAUAACCUCGGUGGAUGGCAGGUGGUAGAUGCCACCCCCCAGGAAACCAGCGAUGGAUAUUACCGCUGUGGACCUUGUUCUGUCAAAGCUGUCAAGGAGGGAUUGCUCAGCCAUCAAUAUGAUUCCAUAUUUGUGUUUGCUGAGGUGAACAGCAAGGUUAACAUGCACAAGAUUGAUCCAAAAACUGGUAAAAGUGAGAUAUUUAAAGUGGACACAGAAUAUGUUGGCCGAAAAAUCAUCACAAAAUCCAUUGGCGAAAACAAUUAUGACCCAGUGGACAUUACAGAGACAUACAAAUACCCAAAAGGCAGCAAAGAGAAGCAAGAGAUCAUGCAGAGACUUGAGCAAACCUACGGGACGGUGAGUGAAAUGCAAGACGAUGGCGAGGAGCCUAAUGUGGAGAUGACUCUGGAGCGCUCGGUGCAUCCUGUACGGCUGGGCGACGCCUUCCAGGUCACUGUGGUCUUUCAGAACCGGAGCCAAGAAACACGCACCAUCCAGGCCUACAUGGUGGGCUCUGUGGUGUACUACACGAACAUUCACACGGCGAAGGUUAAUGAGUUGGACAUCGAAAUCACUCUGAAACCCAUGGAGACAUCGAGAGUACAGGUGGACAUGCUGGCAGAAGAAUACCUUCCCCAUAUGAGUUUCCAGUCCCACGUGCGCUUCACUGUGACAGCCACCUGCAUGGAAAAUAGCCAGCACUUGAUGGUUAUGGACACUUUACACCUGGAAUCCCCCGAGUUUGUCUUUUCGAUGAAUGGACCAGCGAGGAUGAACCGGGUGACAUUUGUCACAGUGCAGUUCACCAACCCGUUCACAUUUGCCCUGCAUGACGUGAACAUGGCCAUGACAGGACCCAGAAUCAUGUCACAUAGAAAAAAGACCUUCAGUUUGAUCGAACCUGGGGCCACUAUCUCCUGGACGGAAUCCUGUACUCCUACAUUGUCUGGGGAAAACAUGCUGUAUGCUGUCCUGGACUGCCCAAAGUUGGGGAACGUGCGAGGCAACUGGAUCAUCUCCAUCCAGCCAUGAGAAUUGUCAGGGAAAGCCCCCCCACGUACAAAUGUCUGAGAACCAUCUGAAAGGAAUUGAUUGGUCAAUAAGCAAUUCCACCAAGCCUAUGAUUGGUUGGGGUGAAGCUAAUACCAUAUCACUGAUCAGAUUUUUCCAGAAAUGGAGCUGGGAGGUCAUAACCCCAAACAGCAAAAAGCGCAUUUGUUUAUCUUAUUGUUUCUUCUGCAAUGCUAAAUAGCAAUCACAUUAAUACUGGACAUUCAAGGGCCCUUCCAUAAGGUCUUCAUUCAAAAUGAUUAGUCAUAUCUGAUCAGUUUAACUAGGAAUGAACUUUUAGUUAUGUGACAGCAUAUAAUUUUAAAUGCAUGUAAUUUGAUUUAAAACAUAUUUAAACUUGCAGUUUUUAAUAAACAGGUAAUUUAAAAUUCUUUGCCCUUUAUAUAUUACCAGUAUUAUCACGAUUCUCAUGGGAAAAAAUGCAAAACUUAAAAAAACUAAGAAAUUAAGAGUUUUUCAUGCCUUUAAAUUAGAUAAUACAUAACACCCAGGGAUUUUGGUUUUUAAAAUGAGCUGACUGUUAUUCCAGCUUACCUUUGCUGACUUUCAUUUUCUCAUGCAAUCAUGACCUUCAUUCUAAUCAACACCCCAGUGUUAACUUUAGUAGAUUUUAAUCAUAAUGAAAAUGUACAACUUUUAAAGAAGCCACUGAAAUUUGAGAAAAUAAAUCUCUCUUUUUCUUUGUCUAGCAAAUAUUGCAGGAAAAAGUAACAUGUAAUUGACAAAAAGUAAUUCCUUUGUUUUUUGUUUAAUUGA
Esox lucius (northern pike) is the source of this 3064-nucleotide messenger RNA. RefSeq names its product coagulation factor XIII A chain. NCBI's taxonomy places the organism in Eukaryota, Metazoa, Chordata, Actinopteri, Esociformes, Esocidae. The record is from RefSeq and is a predicted model, not a curated record. The transcript is spliced from 15 exons. The coding region runs from base 62 to 2269 and encodes 735 amino acids. Gene Ontology annotation, biological process: peptide cross-linking; blood coagulation, fibrin clot formation. Gene Ontology annotation, molecular function: protein-glutamine gamma-glutamyltransferase activity.